Molecule: messenger RNA, 558 nt
Organism: Phytophthora infestans T30-4
Lineage: Eukaryota; Oomycota; Peronosporomycetes; Peronosporales; Peronosporaceae
Product: alkyldihydroxyacetonephosphate synthase, peroxisomal, putative
Exons: 2
Coding region: 1-558 (185 amino acids)
Biological process (GO): lipid biosynthetic process
Molecular function (GO): flavin adenine dinucleotide binding; alkylglycerone-phosphate synthase activity
Source: RefSeq, a predicted model, not a curated record
AUGUGUGCAGCUACUAUUUUGCUUGAAGGAACGAGAAUGGUGGGGGGCGAAGAGAACGGCAAACGGGGCUACUUCUUCACGUACAUCAUCGCGUAUCUACGCGACUUCGCUCUAGACUACUACUUUAUGAGCGAAUCCUUCGAGACCUCUGUUCCUUGGACGAAUGCACGUCAACUUAUCACCGACAUCAAGUUGGCUAUCAACUCUGUAGCCGCCAAGCGCGACGUCAAGAUCCCACCGCUUAUUGCGUGUCGUGUCUCUCAAGUGUACGACACAGGCGUCUGUGUGUACGUGUACUACGGUAUUAACUAUUUUGGCGUCAACGAACCCAUGACACUCUUCCGUGAAACGGAACUUGCUGCUGUGGACGCCAUCGUGCGUAAUGGUGGCGCUCUGUCGCACCACCACGGAGUCGGCAAGCAUCGUCUUGCCUGGCUGCCGGCAGCCAUCUCACCUCCAGCCAUCGCAGCUAUACAAGGAAUUAAGACGGCGCUCGACCCGAAAAACGUGUUUGCUGUGACCAAUUUGCAACCUUUCAAGAACCAAGAAGGGGCUUAG